AUGGACGGCCUCGACGAAUUUGAAAAGGCCCUGGCAGCAGAGAAGGGCGAGAAGGAGCGCAUCGAGCGCGAAAAAGAAGAGCGCCGACAGAGGAAGAAGCAGCGCAGCCACCAUCACCAUCACCGCGAUCGGUCUUCUGACAGACACCGAGACCGCGAUCGCGAUACACAUCGCAGUCGAGAUGGCGACCGCGACCGAGACCAUGACAGGCAUCGACAGCACAGAUCCCGCCGCCACGAAGAAGAUGGGGAUGAUGGUCACAGACACAAGCGUUCUCGUCAUGAAAGGGACGACGAGGAGCGGCGAUCGAGGCAUAGGCACAGAGAAAGAGACGACGAGCGGCGGACGGACACACACGAAAAGACGUCAGACCCGAAAGAGGACUUGCCUAUUCCGGAUGAAGAAACACCCCAGAACUCCAAGGACACAGAAGCACCACUGAUGCGCGAUUCUUGGAUGACUGCGCCGUCGGCUCUCGACAUCGACUACGUUCAGCGGAAACAGAAGGAGGUUAAGCCGCCACCACCAAAGGAAGAGGCUCCGAGAGUCAUUCACGAAAGAGAAAUCAACAGAGACUUCGCUGAAGUGGAUAAUAUCCCGACAUCGGAUGAGAAGGCUGCGACAGCAGAGCGGACAGUCAAUUACACAUUCGGAGACAAUGGCUCCCAGUGGCGCCUGACGAAACUCAAGGGUGUCUACUCCAUGGCUGAGGAGUCUGGCCGGUCGGUUGAAGAUGUUGCCCUUGAGAGAUUUGGUGAUUUGCAAGAAUUCGACGACGCGAGAGAGGAAAAGAUCGAGAUGGACAGGCGCAAGGUGUAUGGAAGUGGCUAUGUGGGCAAGGAGAAGCCUACGGGAGACCUUUAUCGCGAGCGCAUGGAGAAACGCCGACAAGAAGAGACACCCGCCGCGCGAGACGAUAUCCACGAUGUGGAACAAGGCGUCAUCAUCCCCGACAAUGCCAUGCAGCAUACGCCCAUGGACCAGACCGCGUUGAACAGAAUGCGAGCUCAGAUGAUGAAGGCGAAGCUUCGCAGAGCACCAGAUGCUGCCAAGUUGGAAGCCGAGUACAAUCAAGCCGCAGCGAAUUUUGCCACGAACGGGCCGCAGUCUGUUGUUCUCGGUGUCAUGGAUAACCGAAUGCUGGCAGGGACUCGUGGUGAGGUCAAGGCCAUCGAAAACAAGCGUGGGCGAGAGCGCGGGAACGUUGAAGCCAACGAGGACAUGUCAAUCGAAGACAUGGUUCGCGAGGAGCGCAGGACGCGCGGUCAAGCAGGCGGCGAAGGUAUGCGGCUCGCUGAGCGCAUUGCCAAGGACGGUAAAUUUGACGACGACCUCGAUUACAUGGACGAGAAUGCGGACAAGCUUGCCAAGCGAGUUCACAAGUCCGAGGUUAACCUCAAGAACGUGGCUGUCAACGAAUAUCAAAAGGUGUCACGGAUAUUGGACAAUUGUCCGUUGUGCCAUCACGAGGACAAAGGACAGCCCCCUCUGGCACCCGUCAUCUCUCUUGCGACGCGCGUGUUCCUGACACUGCCCACGGAACCUGAGGUCAGCGAAGGCGGCGCUGUCAUUACGCCCAUGGCGCACCGCAAGAACCUGCUGGAGUGUGACGACGACGAAUGGGAAGAAAUUCGAAACUUUAUGAAGUCUCUGACGAGAAUGUACCACGAAAAGGGCCAAGAAGUCAUUUUCUACGAGAAUGCAGCCACGCCGCAGAGGCAUCUCCAUGCGGCCAUGAUGGCUGUGCCGAUCCCGUACGAAGAGGGCGCGACGGCUCCGGCCUACUUUAAAGAGGCCUUCCUCACCACGGAAGAUGAGUGGUCGCAGCACCGGAAGAUAAUUGACACGGCCGCCAAGGCAAGAGAUGGCAUGGGCAGGACGGCGUUCCGGAGGAGCAUCGCAAAGGAGAUGCCCUACUUCCACGCGUGGUUCACGCUCGACGGCGGCCUCGGGCACAUCGUCGAGAACUCUGACCGGUGGCCGAGAGGAGACCUUUUUGCAAGGGAGAUAAUCGGGGGCAUCCUAGACGUCGGCCCGGACGUGAUCAAGAAACAGGGACGGUGGAACAAGGGUGACCGGAGAGUCGAGGGUUUCAAGAAGAAAUGGAGGAAGUUCGACUGGACCCGCGUCUUAGCCGAUGGUUAA
Messenger RNA from Colletotrichum scovillei, 2145 nucleotides. RefSeq lists its product as uncharacterized. The transcript has a single exon. Lineage: Eukaryota; Fungi; Ascomycota; Sordariomycetes; Glomerellales; Glomerellaceae. Gene Ontology annotation, biological process: mRNA splicing, via spliceosome. Bases 1 to 2145 code for a protein of 714 amino acids. The record is from RefSeq and is a predicted model, not a curated record. Gene Ontology annotation, cellular component: post-mRNA release spliceosomal complex.